Penicillium angulare is the source of this 879-nucleotide messenger RNA. RefSeq lists its product as uncharacterized. The coding region runs from base 1 to 879 and encodes 292 amino acids. The transcript is spliced from 2 exons. The record is from RefSeq and is a predicted model, not a curated record. NCBI's taxonomy places the organism in Eukaryota, Fungi, Ascomycota, Eurotiomycetes, Eurotiales, Aspergillaceae.
AUGACGACCCCCACGCUCAUCAACUUACCACCACCUCCCUCGGACCCCGUCACUCCUGACAUGGGACCAGGUACUCCCAAUUCCGGCACUACGUCCCUAUCUGCACUAUCGACAACAGCCAUCAAAGAUGGACACCAGGGUCAUUUCCCCCACGGCCGUCACGCUCAUCAUUCUUCCUCGGCUUCCAUCUCCUCAACUACGACUCUAGAAGCUGAACGCGCCGAUCGCAUUUCCCGACUAGCUGGUCUGGAACGAGUCGCAACCGCUCGAGCUGGGGGUAAUUCGCCUUCCAACGCUGCUUUGCAUAUGCCGCAUACAUCGGGCUAUUUCGAUAGUCCGGCCACUCUCAAGGAGCGGAGUACGGUUGGUAGUGCUAGCGCAACAGCUAGCAUUGGUGGUCACACGACAUGGGCUAGUGGCAGUGAUGCCUUCGAAGCUGAUAAGAUGAGCGAGGACCCAGAUGACGGUGUCUCGAGCGUCAGCAAUAUUAGUGAUGAGGGUAAUGCUAGCUUGGUUGGUUUUGGUGAGGGUGCUAGUAGCACUAUCAGUGGUCCGACUUCACGUCCUCCCGGCAUGAAUCGUAUGUCUUCGGGUGGUGUCAAUGCUCGUCCGACUUCUAUGGGAAGCUCGAAUGUUAAUCGGUCAAACCCCAUCGCCUCCUAUAUCCAGCAGCAGCAGCUGUACAAUACUGCUGAUAGCCCUAUGGAUGUGCACUCCCCUGCUGGUUCGAAUACUCCGGAACCUGUCUCGGAGGAUGCGCGAAUGGUCGACGGUAUGACCUUUGACUCGGAUGUGGUUGAUACCACGGCUCGUACGCCACGGCUUGUGACGCCAUCUAACCAGGGUAUGGGUGGCUUUGAGGCCCCGGAUCGCGAAUGA